Rhinolophus ferrumequinum (greater horseshoe bat) is the source of this 629-nucleotide messenger RNA. RefSeq names its product NKG2-A/NKG2-B type II integral membrane protein-like. Gene Ontology annotation, biological process: positive regulation of natural killer cell mediated cytotoxicity; stimulatory C-type lectin receptor signaling pathway. The record is from RefSeq and is a predicted model, not a curated record. Lineage: Eukaryota; Metazoa; Chordata; Mammalia; Chiroptera; Rhinolophidae.
CUUUUGCUUUCUCUCUCAGUCUUCACAUGCAGCCUGUGAAGACCACAGGUAUUGUUUGUUACAGGAGUAACCUGUUCUUCCACUAAAGAAUCUACGACUUUCUGGCCUAAACAAGGCGCCAUACCUGACAUUACUCAGCUGCAGAGAUGGAUAUCCAACUAGAAAACUACUCAGAACAGAAUCUGGCUAAGGACUCAAGGAGACAGCAGCCAAAAGAAUCAGAAUCACCUCCAGAAGCUCUUGCUGGGAUCCUGGGAGUCUUUUGUCUGAUUUUGAUGUACACUUUAGUUAGAAUGAUGAAUUUUAUUUCCACUGCUGUAAUGCCAGAGCAGACUAAUUCCCGCUUGACAACAGGGAUCCAGGAAGCAUAUCAUUGUGGUCAUUGUCCAAAGGAGUGGUUUACAUAUUCCAACAACUGCUAUUACAUCAGCACUGAAAGAAAAACGUGGACUGAGAGUCAGACGGCCUGUGCUUCCAAGAACUCUAGCCUGCUUUAUAUAGACAAUAAAGAAGAAGUGCACUUUGAGCUGAAAAAUAGUGAGCAAUUUAGCACCCUUGCCCCACUGCUAAUCAAGUGUGGCCCUGAGGCAACAACACCAUUGAUUUUGGCAGCCUUCUCCAAAUUGUAA